Messenger RNA from Manihot esculenta (cassava), 1053 nucleotides. RefSeq lists its product as uncharacterized. The transcript has 5 exons. The record is from RefSeq and is a predicted model, not a curated record. Lineage: Eukaryota; Viridiplantae; Streptophyta; Magnoliopsida; Malpighiales; Euphorbiaceae. Bases 1 to 1038 code for a protein of 345 amino acids.
AUGCAUUCUGACAGAGGUUGGAUGUAUGCAAGACUAAAAGAUGGUCUACUAAAUCAUUUAUUUCUUGAAGGAUUAAAUGAAUUCAUAUCAGCUACAUCUGCAUCUGCUUCUGGUAGUUGUGCACCUACAGGGCUCAGACCACAUAUUCACUUAGUAAAUUCAGUCAUGCAGCCUUCUGAUCCGAUUGCUAGGCGGAUUACCUUGAUCUUCAAGGAAAAGUUAGUAGCAGAUGGAUUUUGUUGGAAGAAUGUACCAGAAGAGGUUAAAGAAUUCUAUUGGCAAGAAUUUAAGAAACACUUCUUAUGGGAGGAGGCAAUAGAACAACUGAUGAAGAUAGCUUGGAGGAAGAAAGCUGCCGAGCGAUAUCGUAGCCUUAUGUGUAGCGUAAGGAAUGGGAAGGAGAAGAGACUAUCACUGACAGAAGGAGUAAUGGAUGCAUGGCAAUCCGCUUGGGGAGCAACUGAGUAUAAAGAGAAAUGCAAAAAAUUCUCAAAUAACAGAAAGAGUGAAACAGGUGGGCAAGGCGCUGGCCCAUCAAGACAUUGUGGAGGAUCCAUAUCUCAGUAUAGGCAUCAACAACAGAUGCGCGAAAGACUAGGCAGAGAUCCUCUACCUCAUGAGUUAUUUGAGGCUACGCAUAAGAAGAAGGGUUCCUCAGAGUUUGUUGAUGCACGCUCAAAGUCCAUUCAUGAUCGCUUUCUGACUUUGAAAGAGCAAGCAUCACAGACAGAUCAUGACAGUAGUCAGGCAUCCCGCGUUGAUGAGGCUCAGUUAUACUUUGAGGCAGUAGGUGGAGAGAAAAAAAGAAGGGUGUACGGUCUUGGAUCACAGGCUUCAGUUUUCUUCCCAAACAAGACUUCUGCUAAUACAUCCUUCACAUCAGCUCAGCAAAAUCAGGAUCUUCAAGAUGAAAUGGCUGAUCUCAGACGCAAGCUACAGGAGCGUGAGGAUAAUGAACAAGCAUUGAUUGAGCAAAAUGUGCGGAUUACCUCUGAGCUCUCACAGGUGAAGGAUUUACUUAUGCAGCUUGUGAGUUAAAGACAAGGCAACCAG